Nipponia nippon (crested ibis) is the source of this 1569-nucleotide messenger RNA. Lineage: Eukaryota; Metazoa; Chordata; Aves; Pelecaniformes; Threskiornithidae. The record is from RefSeq and is a predicted model, not a curated record.
AGGAAGAAAAGGAUGCCACGGAAGCUGUUGUUGCCUUAUAAAUCUGUUUUUUCUCACUUUCGAGCUCCACGGGGGUCGCAUGACUCUUUGGCGAUGAACGCAGCCAGAAGUGGCUACCGGGUCUUCUCGGCCAACUCCACGGCAGCCUGCACCGAGCUGGCGAAGAGGAUCACGGAGCGUCUCGGUGCUGAGCUGGGGAAAUCCGUGGUGUACCAGGAAACCAAUGGAGAAACGAGAGUUGAGAUAAAAGAGUCCGUCCGGGGACAGGAUAUCUUCAUUAUACAGACAAUCCCCAGAGAUGUGAAUACCGCUGUCAUGGAGCUGCUGAUAAUGGCGUAUGCACUGAAGACUUCCUGCGCCAGGAACAUCAUUGGGGUCAUCCCUUACUUCCCCUACAGCAAACAGAGCAAAAUGAGGAAGAGGGGCUCUAUAGUCUGCAAGCUGCUGGCUUCGAUGCUCGCCAAGGCAGGUUUAACACACAUUAUCACUAUGGACCUUCAUCAAAAGGAAAUUCAAGGCUUCUUCAGCUUCCCAGUAGACAACCUGAGAGCAUCCCCUUUCUUGCUUCAGUAUAUACAGGAAGAAAUUCCAGAUUACAGAAAUGCAGUUAUUGUAGCCAAAUCUCCUGAUGCAGCUAAAAGAGCUCAGUCCUACGCUGAGAGACUGCGGCUGGGACUAGCAGUGAUCCACGGAGAGGCUCAGUGUACAGAGCAGGACAUGGAUGAUGGACGUCACUCCCCUCCGAUGGUCAAAAACGCAACUGUGCAUCCUGGUCUAGAGCUGCCGUUGAUGAUGGCCAAGGAGAAACCGCCGAUAACUGUGGUUGGAGAUGUUGGAGGAAGAAUUGCCAUCAUUGUGGAUGACAUCAUCGAUGAUGUGGAAAGCUUUGUAGCUGCUGCAGAGAUCCUGAAAGAGCGCGGAGCCUACAAGAUUUUUGUGAUGGCUACUCAUGGGCUGCUGUCAGCAGAUGCCCCCCGACUCAUAGAGGAAUCCUCCAUCGACGAGGUGGUAGUAACCAACACGGUUCCUCACGAGGUACAGAAGCUGCAGUGCCCCAAGAUAAAGACUGUGGAUAUCAGUUUGAUUCUCUCUGAAGCCAUCCGACGAAUCCACAAUGGCGAGUCCAUGGCCUAUCUCUUUCGCAACAUCACUGUCGAUGACUAGACCUGGCGCUGCCCCUGUCCUGGCUUCCACAAGAGAAAGAAAUAUGCAUGAAAAGGCAAUACCAUAAAUUAUAAGCAUAACACAACUGUUUAUUCUUGUAGGAGCGUGAAGGUUUUCAGGGUCUUGAGCCAUGAGAUCUAAUAGAAAAAAUCAACCUGACCAGCACUUUACAGGUGAAUAGAAGAGGCCGCUGGCAAUGGGGGGGAUUACAUCUUCAUUAAGAGAGAUGGAGAAAUGAGGUGGUGUUGAAGUUUUGAGUUCUUUUUAAUUUUUUUUUUUAGUGUGUUAUCUCUUGCCCUGUAGGGAGGGAAAGAAAAGCAAAAAAGAAGUAGCUGUCAGCUUAUGAGAAGGGAAUAGAGACUGCUCAUCGCUGCGUGUGGGCAGCAAGAGGAGACAGCCUUUGGG